Numida meleagris (helmeted guineafowl) is the source of this 2473-nucleotide messenger RNA. Its product is annotated as transcription factor HES-5-like. The record is from RefSeq and is a predicted model, not a curated record. Gene Ontology annotation, cellular component: nucleus. NCBI's taxonomy places the organism in Eukaryota, Metazoa, Chordata, Aves, Galliformes, Numididae. The coding region runs from base 1115 to 1600 and encodes 161 amino acids. Gene Ontology annotation, biological process: anterior/posterior pattern specification; regulation of neurogenesis; regulation of transcription by RNA polymerase II. Gene Ontology annotation, molecular function: protein dimerization activity; DNA-binding transcription factor activity, RNA polymerase II-specific; RNA polymerase II cis-regulatory region sequence-specific DNA binding. The transcript is spliced from 5 exons.
CCUCAGUUCUGAGGGGAGAGCGGCAGCGUCGCCGCGGUACCGUGCUGCGCGGGGCUCGACAGCCACCGAGCGGGCGCCGAUGCUGUCCUAUGUGCCCUGUCAGCCCCUGUGAACCUUCUUCGUCUCUGGUGGGCCGCAGUGUGUAUUGAGACAGCACUGAAAACCAUCGAAAGCUGCUGGAGCAAAGCUGUGCUGCAUCCUGCUACCUGAGGUCUGGCCUGCAGGGGCUGAGGUGUGCUCAUCUCCCAGCGCGCUGCUUGUGCAUGGAGUAUGCCCGAGGAUCUGGAAGUGGAAACGGUGGAGGGAAGUGUGUGGUGAGAUAUUUGAAAACAGCAUCGAGUGAUUGUGACAGGGCUUGAGAGUGUUCCAAAGAGGAACAUAAGACCUCAAGGAAAGAGAACAAAUAUCAAAAUAGAAACUUUUCUGGAUUACUGUGUGUAAUCACAGUUAAAGGUAUUUCUUUGCAGUGAGGCAAGCUGAAAAGGCUGUUUUCUGUUUCACUUGUGCAAAACUGGUGUGCCCCUGGCUUACUGUGAAAACAAGGCGAACGGCCUUAAAGAAAUUCUGCUCUUUAUCUCAGGAAGCCAGAAGCUGCUCGUGUGUGCAUGUGCAUAGCGCACGCUUAAGCGUGUGCCUCCUGCAUCCCCGGGAGGAGCGCGGCCCCACGCAGCCUGCACGGGGCGGCUCGUUGCCCUCCAGGGCCGCUGGCCUCCUCCUUCCUCCGCACCCGUGGCCGCCGGCCUGUGGUGGGAAUGCCAUUGAUCUCCGGCAUUAGUCAGCAGCCUUUGCCCAUUGAAGGCCAGCUCUUUCCCAGCUUCUGACACGUAAUUCUGAUCCCGCUCUUUCACGUACCACGCACUCCCCACCUGCUCAUCUGGGGGAAGGUCAUUAUCCCCAGGCUAUUCACUGGCACUGGAGCAUGCAAGAAUAGAUGCUUCUCCUAUUGUGCUGCCUAUCUCUCUGAUUGGCCAUAGAGUGUGGGAAACUCCACCGAGCUGCAGACCCACAGACUCUCAGGAAGGCUGCACAGUAUAAAUACAGGGCAGAGGCAGCUUCCAGCAACACAUUUCUCCUGGACUUCCACUCCGAGACAUUCCUUCCCUUCUCGGGACAGAUGGCUCCCAGCGCUGUUUUCAUGGAGCCCGACAACCUGCUGACACCAAAGGAGAAAAACAAACUCAGGAAGCCGGUGGUGGAGAAAAUGCGUCGCGAUAGGAUUAACAGCAGCAUCGAGCAGCUGAAGGUGCUGCUGGAGAAGGAGUUCCAGAGACACCAGCCCAACUCCAAGCUGGAGAAAGCCGACAUCCUGGAGAUGACUGUCAGCUACCUGAAGCAGCAGAGCCAGCUGCAAAUGAAGACUUCAGGGUCCUUCCAUAGAAGCUCUCAGUUUGACUUCAGAGAGGGCUAUUCUCGGUGUUUGCAAGAAGCUUUCAAUUUCCUCUCUCUUCAUAAAGUCCGAACUGAAACACAGACCAAGCUCCUAAGUCACUUCCAGAAGAGCCAGUCAGCUGCUCCGGAGGUCUCCUUUUCCCCCAGCAAGCCCAGCACCCUGAAGCAAGCAUCGCCAAAAGACGCCGGUACUCUCUGGAGGCCCUGGUAGUCAGGGAAGCUCUCACUUAGUGAACCUUUGCCUUUUAGAGUCCAGAGGAAGAAUCUGACUGCGUCUGAUAGUCCAGCUCUGAUCCUCUCUUCUGUAGGGUGCAUUAUUUCCCCAUAUAUUUUAUUUAUGUGUGAUAAGAAUGGCGUGCUUUUGACUUUUAUGGGAUCCUUUGGCAAAAGCUCAGGCAUUCUGCUGUGCAGUAUUGAAGCUGUGUAGGUACUGGUGAUGCGGUGCACAGUGUGUUGCCCAGUCUAGGGGCGAAUGUCUUCCAAAUGAAGGAAGGUAUUUUUGUAGAAGUUACAUUUGUGAUGGGCAAGAAUUGCAGUAGGAGAAUUUCGCUGAUAUUGCGUGUAAGAGCCAUUGGCUUUGCUCUGGUUUGACUAGUAACUCUUGUUUGCUCAGUCAUUCUGGAGGAUAAAUGUGCAACUUCGGUUCGUGCACACUUAAUUCAAUUCCGUUUCCUCCCAUUUGCUCAUAACUUGUACUGCGUCAAGGGCGGUUUUUGCUUUGUCCUGGAUUUUUCUUCUUUGAUAGUCCUAGUACAUGAAGUGUGAUGGAUGAACUGAAACUAGGAAACUAUGUGGAAUAUUUCUACUAUUUUGCUGCUUUUUUCAAUUUAGAAAAAGAAUAUGUUACUGCUUUAUGUUAAAGAAAAGAGUAGAUAAAACGCUCGAUUGGUCAAUGUUAUAUAUUUGGGGUGUAAGUUAUGCUUUUUUUAGCAUCUUCAUUAUAAUAAUGACUUUUUGUCUGCAUUAAGUGGUGUAAUUCAUGGUGGAUAGUGUUUCUCCCAUUACUGGGACAGCCCUAUGGCUUACGUGCAUACUGUGUAUGCGUCUCUGUGUUUGUAGAGAGAAAUAAAAUGCAUUUGUGUGC